AUGAAGAAACCCAGCAAGCUAUACGUCAAUCCAUUGUCCCAGCUAUCACGCGAAACAAAACACACAACGCUGUAUCCACCAAAGAAAAAAAGAGCGAUAAACAGCCUUAAAGCGGAUGAAACCAUCGUUGUUUUGCCAACUAACAAAGGCAGAAUAACAGUCAUUCUGGAGAAAGCCGAAUACAUCGACAAAGCUAACGCUCUACUCAAUGACACAACCACAUACCGCCGUCUGCAGAACGACCAAAGAGCGAACCUUGCGAACAAGUAUUCGCUGCAUACAUCCUGUGGAUCAGUGUUCAUCAAACGGAAUAUCACUGAAAAGUGUAAGACCUGGUCGACAACAUCAGACUUUGUUACUCGAAAGUUUCGAAUUCAUUCCGACCCAGCACUUAGGACUGAUGACUCCGUUCUUCAUGCAUCGGUUUUGCGUGGGGCAUCUGCUCGCCACAUGGCGCCGACAACUUCAGGUAUCUCCAAAUCAGUUCUCAAGCCUCGAUACCCAGUCAAUCUGGCCGCGUUUAAUAUCCACCCUCUGAAGCAAGCAGGACAACAAGCUGCUCUUUCACUCACACUGGACUCGCUUGGCAUUGAUGAUUCUGUGUCUCAGAAACUAGAAAUCAAUAUACAAGCACAGUGA
Messenger RNA from Opisthorchis viverrini, 639 nucleotides. RefSeq lists its product as hypothetical. NCBI's taxonomy places the organism in Eukaryota, Metazoa, Platyhelminthes, Trematoda, Opisthorchiida, Opisthorchiidae. Bases 1 to 639 code for a protein of 212 amino acids. The transcript is spliced from 4 exons. The record is from RefSeq and is a predicted model, not a curated record.